This is a messenger RNA of Mercurialis annua (annual mercury), 1722 nucleotides long. RefSeq names its product protein DETOXIFICATION 40-like. Gene Ontology annotation, biological process: xenobiotic detoxification by transmembrane export across the plasma membrane. Gene Ontology annotation, molecular function: antiporter activity; xenobiotic transmembrane transporter activity. Lineage: Eukaryota; Viridiplantae; Streptophyta; Magnoliopsida; Malpighiales; Euphorbiaceae. The transcript has 7 exons. The record is from RefSeq and is a predicted model, not a curated record. Bases 114 to 1607 code for a protein of 497 amino acids. Gene Ontology annotation, cellular component: membrane.
UUUCCAAAUUAAUCACACAACUGAAAAAACACAAAAAUAAUUAAUAAACUUCCUAUAAAACUACUGUAUCAUUGUUAAGCAUUUUGGCAGGCUAAAAAAACAGAACCGACACUAUGAGCUCAGGACCAUUACUUGAGAGCUUCAAAUCUGGACAUGAAGAAGUAGAUUCUGAGCUUGAAGAAAUACUCACGGAUACAAGUUCGUCCCCGUUUAAUCGGCUUAAAUCCGCGUCAAGAGUUGAACUGAGAUUGCUGUUCAAGCUUGCUGCUCCGGCAAUAGUAGUUUACUUGCUCAACAAUGUUGUUUCCAUGUCUACACAAAUCUUUUGUGGUCACCUCGGAAACCUUGAACUUGCUGCUGUCUCUCUUGGCAACACUGGUAUCCAACUUUUCGCGUAUGGUCUUCUGCUUGGCAUGGGAAGCGCGGUGGAAACACUCUGCGGCCAAGCUUACGGAGCUCAAAAAUACGAAAUGUUAGGCAUAUAUCUUCAAAGAUCAACAGUACUUCUAAUGGCAACAGGAAUCCCUCUAACUUUAAUCUACCUCUUCUCCAAACCCAUCUUGAUCCUGCUCGGCGAACCUGUCGCCAUAGCCUCAGCCGCCGCAGUUUUUAUUUACGGACUAAUCCCUCAAAUUUUCGCAUACGCCGCGAAUUUUCCAAUUCAAAAAUUUCUCCAAUCACAAAGCAUAAUUGCCCCAAGUGCAUACAUAUCACUUGCUGCACUUCUUGUGCACCUUUUGUUCUCCUGGCUAGCCGUGUUCAAGUGGAAUUGGGGGCUACUCGGUGCAGCCUUGGUCCUGAGUAUGUCGUGGUGGAUCAUUGUAGUGGCUCAGUUUAUUUACGUCGUGACGAGCCGGAGGUGUCGGGAUACAUGGAGAGGUUUUAGCCUGCAGGCAUUUUUUGGUGUGUGGGGUUUUUUUAAAUUGUCUGCUGCUUCUGCUGUAAUGCUGUGCUUGGAGACUUGGUACUAUCAAAUUUUGGUUUUAAUUGCGGGGUUGCUUGAUAAUGCUGAGAUUCAAUUGGAUUCCCUCUCUGUUUGCAUGACAAUAUCAGGAUGGGUGUUCAUGAUUUCAGUUGGAUUUAAUGCAGCUGCCAGUGUAAGAGUGAGCAAUGAGCUAGGAGCAGGACACCCAAAAUCAGCAGCAUUUUCAGUAAUUGUGGUGACAGUAUGCUCAUUCAUAAUUUCCGUAAUAGCAGCUGUAGUUGUCAUGGCAUUCCGUGAUGUUCUCAGCUACGCUUUCACGGGUGGCGAAGUUGUUGCCAGAGCAGUCUCCGAUCUCACUCCAUUUUUGGCUGUUACUCUCAUUCUUAACGGCGUUCAGCCUGUUUUAUCCGGGGUGGCGGUUGGAUGUGGAUGGCAAGCAUUUGUGGCGUAUGUAAAUGUUGGAUGUUAUUAUGUGAUUGGUGUUCCUCUAGGGGUGCUUCUUGGCUUUAAGUUCAAUCUUGGUGCUAAGGGGAUAUGGACGGGAAUGAUUGGAGGUACAUUCUUGCAAACUAUCAUUUUGGUAUGGGUCACUUACCGAACCGACUGGAACAAAGAGGUGGAAAACGCAAGGCAACGACUCAUGACAUGGGAAAAUGGAAAAACAACUGUUUUGGAGAACUAAGCCAAAUCAUUUAUAUUAAUUUAUUGUAUAACAGAUCUGCAUAAGAUUAAUUUUCGAGCAAGAAAGAAAAUUGAAAUUACUAUCAAUUACACAUAUUAUGCCAUUUCUAGUGCAA